AUGCCCUGCUUCAAAGGGCUCGCUGUGAGCAUCCACACCCCGGAUGGACCGAUCUCCGAGUACUCGAUUCAACGCCAGUCCCGCGCCUCGCGGAUAGCUUGCUACAUCCCCGUCCCCCCCCCCAAGAUCCCCGAAGCUGGCAAUGGGAAGCCGGAACAAUCGACGUUUGCCAUCUCGAUCACGCUGCUGAACCCCGGUCAGGAUGUCCCGUAUUCUACGCCGAAACCGACGGCCGCUGAGCCGACUCCGAAGCCGAAAAAAGUGGGUGGGCUGUCUGCUACGACAGAGGAGCACGGGAAAUAUAGCAAUAGUGUCGCUCCCUACCAGGCCCUGACCAACUCGCCCAACGAGACCGUGGCAGCCUAUAUCUACUUUGACGGAAGGCAGAAGGAGGAGGUCGCCACCCUCCUCAGACGCGGCGAGGAGACGUGGGUGAAUUCGCGAUGGGUCAGCGUGCCCCAGUCUGAAGGUGGGGGCUUGGCUGAGCGGGAAUUCUUGUUCCGGGAAGUCGGUCUGGAACGAUGGCUCAACGGACUUGAUCUCGAGGGCAAGGACGUGGCCGCCAAGAUUGAACGGAGGCGGCAAAAGAUGGAGAAACGCCGCUUAAAGCGCGAGGCGGAGGCGAACGGAGGCAUGGAUCUGAACGGAAGACUUAACAAGGAGGACGGGAAGGGGGUCAUGCGCUAUGGUAACGACGAGAAGUCACCACUCGAGGACGUCUCCGACGACGACAUGUCCUCUGACUCGGACGACGAUCCUAUCCCGGAGUCUGCAGGACAGAUCAAAGUGGCUUUGGUCCGUGUGUUGGCGUCUGGGGAGAUCAAGCGGGGGGAAUACUCGCCGCAGUUCGACGCGCACGACGACGAUGAUGAUGCACAAGGUCAAGGAAACAAUGGAGCCGAUGAUAUUGACCACACAACAAGCUUUGCGAAGCCCAAAACCCUCGAUCCCAAAUCCAUCAGUACGCAGACCGUCACAGGAAUCGAUCCGGCGGAUAAGCCAUACGCUGUCUUCACGUUCAUGUACCGAGGAGAACGACAAUUGCAGAAAAUGGGAAUCCUGAAAGAUACCAAAACCCAGGAGACUCCCGCCUCGGUGAAACGGCGAUCGCUCCAGCCAGACUUUGCCAAUCUAGGCCCUCUCAAACCCGGUGGUGGGGUUGGCUUUUUGAACUUUCGCGACUCCGAAGAUAAGAGCAAAGGUCGCAGGAAGUCUGGAGAUGCGGAGAUGGAUAGCGAUGAUGACGACGACGACUCGAUUCUAGGCAAGGCUGAUGAAGAAGAAGGCAAGGACGCCAACCAGUUCUUGUCCCCCGACGAUAUCCAGCGACAGGGCGAGCUUGCAGAAGGCGUUCGUAAGAUCAAGCUCAAACGCCAGCACUCUGCCGAGCCUCUCGCAGCGAGCAAGGAAGAUACUUCUACUGCUGCUGCUGCUGCUGCUGCUGCUACGGCUGCUUCCACCGCCGCUACAAGCCCACCUGGUUCGAGAGAGUCACCUCUAGACUCAUCGAGUAUAUCUACUACCCCUCCCAAUGCGGCCACCACGACGAGCAGUGAGCUCGCCAAGGUAGCUGCUAACUCCUUGAAUGGCGAAUUCAUCGGCAGUCCUCUGAAGAAGCAACGAGCGAGUGUUUCCGGGCCCGACGAGAGCGCUCUACGCCGCCGCAUCGAGUCGGGGCUUGCCAACAACAUUGGCGAUGUGCUCAGUGGUGCUCCUGCAAUCCCUGCUAUCGAAGAGCCCAAACCUAGUAGCGCUCCAGAUACUUUCCAGGCACCAGCGCCAACACAACCGCCUGCGUCAAACCCGCAUGACGAAGACGAGGAGUUAUCAGCCGCGAUGCCGCUGACACGGUCGUCCGAUCCCCUCGUGUGGAUCGACUGUGAGAUGACCGGUCUUGACUCUGAAACCGACCAGAUCAUCCAGAUCUGCUGCUUCAUCACGGAUGCAGACCUCAACCUGCUCGAGCCCGAGGGGUUCGAAACCAUCAUCCAUCAGCCAGACGCAACCAUGUCUGCCAUGUCGGAGUGGUGUAUCGACACGCACAGCCGCUCUGGCCUGACAGCCGCCGUACAGGCAUCGACGAUAACCCCCUCUACGGCAGCGAGUAGCCUGCUCGCAUAUAUCCAGCGGUACGUGCCGCAGCCGCGCGUGGGCCUGCUGGCAGGCAACAGCGUGCACGCCGACAAGGCGUUCCUGGCGAAGGGACCCUACGCGGCGGUGCUGCAACACCUACACUACCGUAUCGUGGACGUCAGUACGAUCAAGGAGGCGGCGAGGCGAUGGGCAAGCGACGAGCUGCUGCGGGAGGUGCCGCCGAAGCGGGAGGUGCAUUUGGCUCGCGACGAUAUCCUGGAGAGUAUCGAGGAGAUGCGAUUCUACCGGGAGAAACUGUUCAGUAGCUGA
Molecule: messenger RNA, 2403 nt
Organism: Penicilliopsis zonata CBS 506.65
Lineage: Eukaryota; Fungi; Ascomycota; Eurotiomycetes; Eurotiales; Aspergillaceae
Exons: 5
Coding region: 1-2403 (800 amino acids)
Molecular function (GO): 3'-5'-RNA exonuclease activity; nucleic acid binding
Source: RefSeq, a predicted model, not a curated record